UUUUUCUAUUCUUUUUUAUUAACAAAAAAAAAUAAUAUAAAAUAAAUAAAUCAAUAAUGGCUUGCCCUUGUACUAAAGAAAACUCUUGCUCUUGCACCACAACUGGACAAUGCAAAUGUGGUAACGACUGUGCUUGCCCUGAUUGUAAGGCUCAUCAUCAACCCAAACAUAAGGAUACAUGUGCUUGUAAAGGUAAAUCAAUUUAUAUCAAUUUGUAUAAAUCAUGUUAACAUACGCGAUAUUUCCUAUCCAUGGCCGUUAUUAGGUUCUGGUGAAGGUAUAUAAAUAUAUUUUUUAACAUUCUAUUUAAUCAAUUUUCUUUAUUUACUAAUAGGAUGUGAAUGUGGCUCUGAAUGUAAAUGCUAAAAUCAAAAGUUUAGUCUACUAAAAGGAAAAAAAAAAAAGGGAUUUUGCUUGAAUUCAUUUUAUCACACAUUUAUUGAAUAUCCACACUGAUUCCCCCUCUUUCUCCCUGAAAAAAAAAUAAAUAAUUAACUAAAAUUUAUCUUUUUUUUUCCUGAUAUUUAUCAUAACAAUCUUUUUCGUAUUUCUAACAUUUAUUUUAAAUAAAAGAUUAUAAACUAUGCAUAUUA
This is a messenger RNA of Cokeromyces recurvatus, 593 nucleotides long. RefSeq lists its product as uncharacterized. The transcript is spliced from 2 exons. Lineage: Eukaryota; Fungi; Mucoromycota; Mucoromycetes; Mucorales; Mucoraceae. The coding region runs from base 57 to 230 and encodes 57 amino acids. The record is from RefSeq and is a predicted model, not a curated record.